ACGGCCGUUUGGUAGAGCGAAGUAGGGAGAGAGAGAGAGCGCGCGCGCCGUAGGGAGAGAGGGAGAGAGCGCGGCAGAGGCAGAGUGAGGACGGGAGAGAAGGGACAGACCGAGGGAGCAGCAGUCAGUCUCCGCUGGAUUCACUGUUGGCAGUUCUUGUUGAAGCUCCAUCCUCGGCACACAGCGCCAUUUUCUCCAAUCCAUCAAAACCUGAAGGACUAUGACCAGUAGAUCCAUCUCACAAUUCAAGGUGAUCCAGCUGGGAAGAUAGAACAUUUGUGACCUGUAGAUCUCACACUUCCUCAAGGAAAAUGAGGACUAUCUUACUGGGCGUCAUAUGGCUCUGUCUUGGCCUCUCUCUGGAUGCAUUGUCUCUGAGUGGACGCAGGAUAGAGACAGUAGAUGGAGAGGGAACUCAAACAACGAUCAGAGGAGAGAAGCUGCUAAGAAGAGUGAGACGAGGCUGGAUGUGGAACCAGUUUUUCCUGCAGGAGGAGUAUACAGGCAGUGACUAUCAGUACAUUGGCAAGCUCCAGUCAGACCAGGACCAUGGCAAUGGCUUAGUCAAAUAUGUUCUGUCUGGCGAGGGGGCCGGCACCAUCUUUGUCAUCGACGAGAAUAAUGGCGACCUGCACGCCACCCGCCGUCUGGAUCGUGAGGAAAAGGCUUUUUAUAUCCUCAGAGCCACAGUGGUCAACAAACGGACGGGUCAAAAGCUGGAGCCGGAGACCGAGUUCACUGUCAAACUCCACGACAUCAACGAUAAUGAGCCUCAGUUCAGCAAAGAGCUUUACACUGGCAGCGUACCUGAGAGGUCUCUUAUUGGUACGUCAGUCAUCCAGGUGACAGCUACAGAUGCUGAUGACAGUAUGUAUGGGAACAGUGCCAAACUGGUCUACAGCAUCAGCCAGGGACACCCAUACUUCUCUGUGGACCCAAACACAGGUGUGAUCCGAACAGCCCUGGGUCCUGACGACAUGGACCGGGAGCAGAGGGAGCACUACCAGGUGGUGAUCGAAGCUAAAGAUAUGGCCGGACAGAGAGGAGGGCUCACAGGGACCACAGUGAUUAACAUCACUCUCACUGACGUCAACGACAACCCUCCCCACUUCACUCAGACUAUUUACCAGUUCAGAGUUCCUGAGUCAUCCAAAUCUGGCACUCCAGUCGGGAGAAUUCAAGCCACUGACAGAGACAUUGGGAAGAAUGCUGAGAUGUAUUUCACCAUCGUCAGUGGAGACGGCAUGGACAUGUUUGAGAUCUCCACUGACAAAGACACUCAGGAGGGAGUCAUCACCGUCAGCAAGCCUUUGGAUUAUGAGAAGAAGCCGUCGUACACAGUAGAGAUCCAGGUCCAGAACACUCAGGUGGACCCUCGCUUCAUUACGGCAGGUUCCAAAGACAUGGCCACAGUUCGGAUUGGUGUGGAGGAUGUGGAUGAGCCGCCGCUGUUCGACAAGGCUAGCUACCUGAUGGAGGUGAAGGAGGACGCUGAGGUGGGCGUGGCCGUGGGUUCAGUCAGUGCCAUGGACCCCGAUGGAGCUCGCAGCAUGGUCAAGUACUCUAUCGACCGUCGCACUGACAUGGACCGCCUGUUCAACGUCCAUCCAGGGAACGGUUCUGUGUUUCUGCUGAGAAGCCUGGACAGAGAAGAGACCGCCUGGCACAAUAUUUCAGUCAUUGCCUACUGAGUUCACAUGAAAAAUUUCCUGUGUUUGCUUUCAGAUAAUCCUCGUCAGAGCAGCCAUGUUCCUGUCUUCAUCCGCCUGCUGGACAUCAACGACAACGCUCCCACCUUCGCCACCGUCUACGAAACCUUUGUCUGUGAGAGAACCAAGGCUGGUCAGCGGAUCCAGACAGUGAGUGCUGUUGAUGCUGAUGAGCCAUCAACAGGACACAAGUUUUUCUUCAGCCUGGCCGCUGAGGGGACACACCGCAGCAACUUCACUGUCCGAGACAAUGGAGAUAACACUGCCAGCAUCCUGACACGCCGAGCCAGCUACAGCCGCCUUCACCAGAGUGUCUACCUGGUUCCUGUGGUGAUCACUGAUGGCGACUACCCCAUGCAGAGCAGCACCGGGACCCUCACUGUGAGGGUGUGCACCUGUGACCAUGAAGGCAACAUGGAACUGUGUAACCCUGAGGCUCUGAGCAGCUCCCCUGGCCUCAGCACUGGAGCACUCAUCGCCAUCCUCCUGUGUGCCAUCAUACUGCUGAUGAUCGUGGUUCUAUUCACAGCAUUAAAACGCCAAAGAAAGCAGGAACCUCUCAUCAUCUCCAAGGAGGAUGUCCGGGACAACGUGGUGAGCUACAACGAUGAAGGCGGCGGCGAGGAGGACACCCAAGCUUUUGACAUCGGAGCACUGCGGCACCCGGAUGCCGCCGCUGCCUUGGAGGAUUCUGCCAAACAGAGACGUGACAUCAUCCCCACUGACACCCUGCUGUACCCGCCGCACCGUCGCCCCACCCCCGCCGCCUCUGGCCUCAUCAUGCCACCGGUCAGCUUGGCAUCGAGGGAUAACGGGGACGUACGUGAAUUCAUCAACCAGAGAGUUCUGGAAAACGACUGUAACCCGACAGCGCCGCCGUACGACUCACUGGCCACCUACGCCUACGAGGGGGCGGGCUCAGUGGCCGAGUCCCUGAGCUCACUGGGCUCAGCUUCAUCUGAGGCGGAGCAGGACUACCACUAUCUGAGUGACUGGGGGCCCAGGUUCAGGAAACUAGCAGAUCUGUAUGGAGCCGAGGAUAGUGACUUCUCCUAACACAGAUGCCACAAACACACAUGCAUACACACACGCACACCUCCAUGUCAAAGACAGGUUCAGUAACAUUUUGACCAAUGCAGGGCCAGGGACAGCUACAUCUAACUGCAAACUCAGAAUAAGAGAUUGUAAACGUUGCUGAUGAGCUUUAAGAAAAUGUGAAAAAAUACAAACACACACUCCACAGGAAGAACCAACAGAUGUGCUGGCAGAUGUUAAUUCCAUAUAAUGGGAAGAACACCACCUGAUCUUUGAUCUGCCUUCAUUGCACAUGGAUCCAAAAAUGGAGCUUACAAAGUAUUUUUCAAAAGUCCUAAAUAUCAGUUUUUGGGUAAUGUAAAUCAACCAGCACAACGGUGGAGCCAAAGAUCUUCAGUUUCACCAGUGUGAACCUCUUCAAAGACUCAUUUCAGGCCUGAAUGCAGUUUAAAAUCAAAAUUGGACUCUACUUUGUAUUGAGAAUUGGGCUUUCAGGUUUUGCUUUAAUCUCCCCGGGGGUUACCAAAUAACCUUUUUGCAGAGUGUUCUUGUGCUUUAAAUGUGCCAUCCAAGGCAGACGGAAUGAAGUGUUUGGAACCAGGUCAGUCAACAAAACCGCAGUGUAGUUAUUUCAGGACUGGGCCAGACACACUGAACACUGCAGAUAUGAAGUGAAGAGCGUGGGGAAGACUUUUUUUUUUUUUUUUUUUUGACUAAGUGCCCUUCUGCUGCCCUUCGAGCUGAACUGUGGAUGCCUGUAGGCUGGCUGAGACUGGAGGGGGCUAAUGACU
Molecule: messenger RNA, 3535 nt
Organism: Lates calcarifer (barramundi perch)
Lineage: Eukaryota; Metazoa; Chordata; Actinopteri; Centropomidae
Product: cadherin-6-like
Biological process (GO): cell morphogenesis; calcium-dependent cell-cell adhesion; cell-cell junction assembly
Cellular component (GO): plasma membrane; adherens junction; catenin complex
Molecular function (GO): cadherin binding; calcium ion binding
Source: RefSeq, a predicted model, not a curated record